Molecule: messenger RNA, 976 nt
Organism: Vitis vinifera (wine grape)
Lineage: Eukaryota; Viridiplantae; Streptophyta; Magnoliopsida; Vitales; Vitaceae
Exons: 3
Coding region: 296-826 (176 amino acids)
Molecular function (GO): fatty acyl-CoA hydrolase activity
Source: RefSeq, a predicted model, not a curated record
UUUUUUUUCUCCCUCUACACAUUAUAUUAUUAUCAAACCCCAUAUGUUAGUGUAUAAAAUUUUUUAAAGUUUAUAUCUAAAUUUUGUUUGAGUAUUAAUUUUUAUCCAACCCAAAAUUUUCAUUUCCUAUAUAUUUAUAUAUUUUCCAUAUUUUUAUAAUAUCUAAUUACAAAUAUUUUAAGAAUUUUCAAAAAAUUUCAUUUCUACCAUCACUUUUUUUUUUUUGUUUUGGGGCCAGUUCUGAUGAGAAAACUCAGAAAAGGAAGGGAUUGCAGGGUACGACUGGAAAUUCAAAAUGGAGAAGGGUUCAGGCAGAAGAGGAGCAGGUGGAGAAGUAACAAUCUCCAGGCAAAUUCCAGAGGCUCAUCUUUCGAGAACAUUAGGCUUCUUUCAACAUAUAGGAGUCACUGCAGACCUCCCUCCCAAUUGCCAGGAAAAGGAUUUCUAUUCUCAUCUCAUUCGGGGCAUUCUCCAAGUCCAACGGGUGGAGCGUGGCCACCUCACUUGCCUCUUCUGCGUCGUGCCUGCUGUUGCGAAUUAUUAUGGAGGGCUACAUGGAGGGGCCGUUGCUAUCAUUGUGGAGUUGGUGUCGAUUGCUUGUGCUAGAACUGUGGUAGCUGAGGACAAGGAACUCUUUCUCGGUGAAUUGAGCAUGUCAUAUCUCUCUGCUGCACCAGCUAAAGCAGAAGUGGUCACCGAUGCAUCUGUAGUGAGGAGUGGAAGAAAUGUAACGGUAAUUGCAGUUGAGUUCAAAAUGAAGAAAACCAGCAAGCUGAUUUACACCGGCCGUGCAACCUUCUACAACAUGCCUAUUGCAAAAUUAUGAAGAUCCCUUUGGUUUUACUCCUUGGAAUAUCGGUAUCUUGUUGGGUAACUUGCCCUAGAAAAUACCUAUUGCAAUUUCAUAUCAAGUUUUCAUCAUCCUAUUAUAUAUAUUUGAAAAUAAAUAAAACCCUUUCUUUAGUAACACAAGAAA